Messenger RNA from Aegilops tauschii subsp. strangulata, 535 nucleotides. The record is from RefSeq and is a predicted model, not a curated record. NCBI's taxonomy places the organism in Eukaryota, Viridiplantae, Streptophyta, Magnoliopsida, Poales, Poaceae.
AUGGAGACACACCUCCACAUGCCUUGCCAUGGUGUUAGGCGCACCGUCAGAACGGAGGUCAAAUAUGAGACAUUAUUCCUACUUAGGGACAUUAUUCCCAACGAAGAUGUGGGAGUGACUACAAUAGAAAACACACUUGUGCAUUCCUUCAAUCUUUGCCAUAGUCGCGGCGGCUGGCUUGCCAAUGGCGACGGCGGUGUAGAUCCUGUACCUAGAUGGGCGACCUUGGCUAUUGGAGGAAGCUUUCCAUCUCUGCCUCUAGAUGUACCUAGUUGGGCGGACUUGGCUACUGGAGGAAUCUUGGUCGUCUCGUCGCCGGCGGUCGGGCUGCCCGGGCGGACCUCUCCUGUGCUGCGCCUCGACGCUGGCCGAGCCAAUCUCCAGAACACAAUGUCUGGUUUGGGUAUGCUGGAUAGAUCGCAGCUCGUCGACUACUAAGCUCGCCCCCGCCGUUCUGUUGGCGCAUCUCGAUCUGAAAUGGAGGGAAGUAGUGCGAUGUCACCUUUAGGAGAGCCCAUGUUUCCAAAAAUCGCAA